Messenger RNA from Trypanosoma rangeli, 852 nucleotides. RefSeq lists its product as uncharacterized. The record is from RefSeq and is a predicted model, not a curated record. Lineage: Eukaryota; Euglenozoa; Kinetoplastea; Trypanosomatida; Trypanosomatidae. The transcript has a single exon. The coding region runs from base 1 to 852 and encodes 283 amino acids.
AUGACGGUCCGCGUGCAGUGGUUGAAUGAUGUGCCCACUUGUGAAGGAUGGAUUGAGAAGUUUUCGAUUGGGCGUGGUUUCUUCUCCACGAAGAGUUGGCAGAGACGUUAUGUCAUGGUGGAUUGUAAGGGCAUAGGGUACAUGCAUAGCCCUCCCAAGCGGCCCAUGAAGCCUUCCUCUGCUCGAUGCUUUGUCCCAUUUGAGGGGCCGCGUAAGAGGAACGGCGAGAUGUGUCUUCGACCAGUGUACCUUCUGCGGCACGUAACACCGUUCAUGCAUCCAGAGGUUCCUGACAAGUCUCAAGGGACGUUUGCAAGCAUCUCAAGUGGUAGUGAUGUUUCAUGUGAGUAUCACUACUUUGCAAUUUCAUUUCAGGAGCGAGACAAACGGUUUUUUAUGCUUCUUCGCACCACAACGUUAGAGGAUUACAAUGUGUGGACGUUGGUACUCUCAGGCUAUGUGCCAGCAGGAAGUAUAAACACAGUUGUUCCUGUACCGCACCCACUAGUGACAAGUAGCGGUGGCUUGCGCUGUUUCCUCCAUCCAAGGCUAGCAUUAUUCUUUAGCAGAGACGAACAUGCAACGAAUAGUUCAUGUGGAGGUUUUUAUGUGCAGGAUCCUGAUCCAUGCACGGAGGUUGAACUUGACAGGAUACACAAGCUUGUGCUUGACUGGGACGAGGGAGAAAAAUCUCGCUGGCUUACUCUUCUCAAUGAAGGGUCUUCUAUGUCCACUCAAGCGUCUCUUCUUCAGGGAGAGAAUGAGGAAGAGUGGGUCAAACUCUUGGGCGUCGCGGCAGAAUUGGAUGCCGCGUGCGAAGAACCAGAAAGCUCCGGUGGUCUCACAGAGUAA